AUGAACUCGCUCCUGCCCCCUCUCGACUUCCCGCUCUCGCUCAACCCCUCGGCACCCUCGCAACCUCGCCCCGUCCUCCCCUUCUCCCUCCUGAUCGAAUACGUCGGCCCUCGCUCCCCCAUCUCCUGGUCGCGCCCCGCAUCGCCCGUCACCCCUCGCUCGCCUCUCAACCCGUCCUCCCCACACGUGCUCGACUCGCCCUCCUCGAACCGGCGACCUCGGUCGCGUUCUCGCUCGCUCCGGUCUCGCAACCGCCCACCGCCGCUCGCUGCGGCACUCGUCACGCCUACCUCGUCGCCUGUGCCGGACGCGCACGCCGCCCGGGAUGCCGCCCUCGACCGCGACCACACCCUCGCAUCGACAUCGAUGACACCUCCUCUCGCGCCUCGCGCUCGCACGAGCACAGCCGACGAAUCUCAAAAGGUCGUCAAGGUGAUCGCCUCGAACGGGCGCACGGGCGAGCAAUGCGAGUUGAGCUACUCGUCGACCAAGGUCGUCGGCAACGGCUCCUUCGGCGUCGUCUUUGCGGCAAAACUCGCGCCUGGAUCGCUCGGACCCGACAACGAGGGCGAUGACGAUGUCGCGAUCAAAAAGGUGUUGCAGGACAAGCGGUUCAAGAACCGAGAGCUGCAGAUCAUGAGGGUCGUCAGGCACCCGAACGUCGUCAACCUGCGCGCAUUCUUCUACUCGAACGGGGACAAGCCCAAGAAGGACGAGGUGUACCUCAACCUCGUCCUCGAGUACGUGCCCGAGACGGUCUACCGCGCGUCGCGGCACUACGCCAAGCUCAAGCAGACGAUGCCGAUGGCCUACAUCAAGCUGUACAUGUACCAGCUCAUGCGCUCGCUCGCCUACAUCCACUCGAUCGGCAUCUGCCACCGCGACAUCAAGCCUCAGAACUUGCUCCUCAACCCCCCGACUGGCGUCCUCAAGCUGUGCGACUUUGGGUCGGCAAAGAUCUUGGUCGAGGGAGAACCCAACGUCAGCUACAUCUGCUCGAGGUACUACCGCGCGCCCGAACUCAUCUUUGGCGCAACCAACUACACCACCAACAUUGACGUCUGGUCGGCGGGAUGUGUCAUGGCGGAGCUCAUGCUUGGACAGCCCCUCUUCCCCGGCGAGUCUGGGAUCGACCAGCUCGUCGAGAUCAUCAAGGUGCUUGGCACGCCGACUCGCGAGCAGAUCAAGACGAUGAACCCGAACUACAUGGAGCACAAGUUCCCGCAGAUCAAGCCUCAUCCCUUUGUCAAGGUCUUCCGUCCCCGCACGCCUCCCGAGGCCAUCGACCUCAUCUCCAAGCUCCUCGAAUACACGCCCUCCGCCCGCCUCACCGCCAUCGAAUCCAUGUGCCAUCCCUUCUUCGACGACCUCAAGGUCCCCGACGCCAAGAUGCCGACGGGCAAGGACCUCCCGCCGCUGUUCGACUUUACCCGCGAAGAGUUGUCGUGCAGGCCCGACUUGAUCAAGAACCUCGUCCCCGCCCAUGCCGAGCAGGAGCUGCUGAGCAGGGGCGUCGACGUCAACAACUUUGACCCGAUCCCGCUCGACCAGAUGCGCGUUCACCUCGACUAG
Messenger RNA from Rhodotorula toruloides NP11, 1572 nucleotides. RefSeq names its product glycogen synthase kinase 3 beta. The coding region runs from base 1 to 1572 and encodes 523 amino acids. The transcript has 6 exons. Gene Ontology annotation, cellular component: cytoplasm. Lineage: Eukaryota; Fungi; Basidiomycota; Microbotryomycetes; Sporidiobolales; Sporidiobolaceae. The record is from RefSeq and is a predicted model, not a curated record. Gene Ontology annotation, biological process: signal transduction; protein phosphorylation. Gene Ontology annotation, molecular function: protein serine/threonine/tyrosine kinase activity; ATP binding; protein serine/threonine kinase activity.